UCACCGCGGUACAGUAGGGAUGUUACUCCACUGAGUUAGAGAAAGUGAAACCUAAACUGUCGCAGAGCCGUGUGUCGAAAAGUUAGAUUUGUUUACAAAAUUGCUCACCAAGUGGUGAUUUGGUGAUUUUAGCAGAUUUAACAGAGUUGCAGAUAGCCUACAUCGUAAAAGAUCAGACUUCUAUUGUUUUUAUUAAUAUUUUAACAAGGCUGUUAUAGGAGGCAUACCAAGAGGAGAGAGGAAACAUGUCUGCAUUGAGAAAGGAACUACAGGAGGCCUUGUGCCGCUACACCACAGAUACACUCACCUAUAUUGACACAGUAAGAGGAUUCUGUGAAGGGAUCUCUACAUGGAUCUGUGCGAGGGAGAUAGAAAUGUUCUGUAUGGUGGACAUCAAAGACAGAGCUAUGAGCAAAGGUAAGGCCUUUCUGGAGCUGGAGAAAGAGCUGGCUGCUGUGGUGAAGGACACUCUGGGAGGCCUGAAGGAGCUGGACUGCUUCCUGGAUGCAGUGGAGAAGCUUGCGGUCACCUCACUUCAUGUGUUCAAGGAGCAGAACCAAGUGUUACACCUGCCCCAAGGGAUCAGCUGUGAACAGGUUCAGGUUGUCAUCAUUGCUGCACAGCAAAUCUGCCCACAACUCCUCGAGUUUAAAAGAGAUGCAAGUGUCUUCUUCCAUCCCAAACUUCAGAAUGUGGAAGUGCUGUCCUAUCAGCUGGACAUAUACAUUCAGAACACCCAGAAAAUCUGUGACAAGUUAGAGAAAAGCUCCUUCAGUGAGUUUAGCCUGAAGAUGACUGCUGAAACUCGGGUAGACAUUGAUGUGAAUUUGUCUGAAGAUGACAUGAAGAGAAUGCUUUGUCACAUUACUCAGCUUGAUGAAAUCCGAAAGGAACUACAGGAGGCCUUGUGCCGCUACACCACAGAUACACUCACCUAUAUUGACACAGUAAGAGGAUUCUGUGAAGGGAUCUCUACAUGGAUCUGUGCGAGGGAGAUAGAAAUGUUCUGUAUGGUGGACAUCAAAGACAGAGCUAUGAGCAAAGGUAAGGCCUUUCUGGAGCUGGAGAAAGAGCUGGCUGCUGUGGUGAAGGACACUCUGGGAGGCCUGAAGGAGCUGGACUGCUUCCUGGAUGCAGUGGAGAAGCUUGCGGUCACCUCACUUCAUGUGUUCAAGAAGGAGAACCAAGUGUUACACCUGCCCCAAGGGAUCAGCCCUGAACAGGUUCAGGUUGUCAUCAUUGCUGCACAGCAAAUCUGCCCACAACUCCUCGAGUUUAAAAGAGAUGCAAGUGUCUUCUUCCGUCCCAAACUUCAGAACGUGGAAGUGCUGUCCUACCAACUGGACAAAUACAUUCAGAACACCCAGAAAAUCUGUGACAAGUUAGAGAAAAGCUCCUUCAGUGAGUUUAGCCUGAAGAUGACUGCUGAAACUCGGGUAGACAUUGAUGUGAAUUUGUCUGAAGAUGACAUGAAGAGAAUGCUUUUUCACAUUACUCAGCUUGAUGAAAUCCGGAUGAACCAGGACUUCCGGAUGGUGUUCUUGUUUCAGGAGGAAUCAUGUUCUGGCUUCAUCAGUGAGUUCCGCAAACGACAGCCCGGGAUGCUGCAGUUUCUCAAUGAGCUGGAGGAGAAUGCUGUUCAGCUAGACAGGAUGAAUAAGGGGGCAAAGAUCUCCAGUGUGGCAGGCAGCUCAGUGGGGGCAGUUGGAGGUGUGUUUUCCAUCAUUGGUUUGGCAUUAAGUCCAGUAACAGCUGGAGUGUCUCUAGCUCUGACAAUGACUGGGGUAGGGAUGGGAAUUACCAGUGGGGUCAACAGUCUUGUCACCACAGCCACAGAGAUCGGAGUAAACUAUACACAAAAAAACAAAGCCAACGUAGCCUUCCAGAGCUUCAUGAAGGAUGUGCAGAGUCUGCAGGAUUGUCUGGAGAAGGUGAGCAGUCAAACUGUCACCACAAUAGAAACAAGUAAGAUGGAUGUGGCUGUGGAAGUAGGCAAGGUCCUUGGUAAAGCUGGUGCUGUUGGAAAAGGGAUUGAUUCGUUUGUUGAUGCUGCCUCUGCUUUUAAGUUGUUGAAAAGCGAAGAGCUGAUUGCAGGUGCUGGAAAGGUGGUGGCCCAGGAAGGUAAAGCCUUACGUAACGUUCCCAGGGUGGCCUCAGAAGUCCCAGAUAUCGGUCAGGCAGCAGUCAAAGGGCCUCUUGCCCUCUCCAAGUCAGCCAGGGCCAGUCUCAUUGCAGCCAAUGCUCUUUUCCUUGGCCUGGAUAUCUUCUUUAUCUGUAAAGACAGCAUUGGUCUGGCCAAAGGCAGCGAGACUGAAGUCUCUAGGUUCAUCAGAGCCAGAGCUGCACUUUGGAGCUCAGAGAUAGACUCGUGGCAGAAGAUCCAUGACUCCCUGUGCAAAGGUCUGCUGGUGUCAGAGAAAAACAGAGCUGUCCUGGAGACGCCAUUUUAUCCAGAGAUGGAGCUGAGGAUAGAAGCAGAGACAGAAGCAGAAGCAGAAACAGAAGCAGAAACAGAAGCAAAACUGAAAGAAAAAUGGUUUUGUGUAAUCCUGUCUACUGCAGCGGUGGCAAUGCUCACUGUGCCUUUUUGCUUGUCUUUGAACUAUGUUUAGAUCCAUUUUAUAUAAAAAUCCUGCAUACAGCAGAAAACCACUGAUCAUCCACAAUCAUUCCAGCGUGUCUUUCAGGAAUUUUUAGCUGCGAUUCUUAAGACAUAAACCAUUUCACUCUUAACAUUUUUUAAUGAUUAUAUAGCCAGCAUGACUUUUGUUCCUUGUCAGAUUUUAUAUACUUUAACUUUUGCUAUGAUUAAGAUUUCUUUAGUAUAUAUGCAUAUGACAUUUAGUAGUGAAGACUUAAUCUGAGAAUCAUUGUAUGUUGGCUGUUAACCUUAAAUCUACAUUUACAGAUUAUCUCAUUAUUUUGAGAUAAUCUUAGGGGUCAAUCAAUAAUCGGCCUGGCUGAUUAUCAGCGCAGAUAUUAAGCAUUUUUCCAAUAAUAUGCAUCGCUCAUUAUAAAAUCAGAUAGCAGAGAUAAUUAAUUAAUAAAAAAAUGGGCUCCUUUGGCUCUGAUGCAGCUGCCUUUCUCUGUUUGUAGUCACAUCAUUCAAUAUCGAUUAUUCUUAUGAUGUCAAAUCAUUAUAAGGCUGAUUUUUGCUCCUGAGUGAAAGUUGAAGAAACCUGAGGACGCCAAAGAGUAAAAUGUAGAAGUAACUUACUGGUAUCGAUGGCCCACUUCAAGCACUUAUCAAAAUUGACACCAGUUAUCUGUGAAGCUGUACUCCACCAGUGGAUUAUAUUCUGACAAAAAUUGCCUUGUUACGUUGGCAAAGGUCCAGACGAUCCAAUCCAAUAAAAUAUUUAGUCCAAAACGCAUUAUUAUAACAAUAAAUACACACGGACUGCUAUUGCUUAGCUUUAUGUUAGCCUAACUACAGCUAGCAUGUAAACAAAAAAUGCUUCUGUCCACGGCCCACAAUAGCCAAUGAGUGUCCACGUAGCCAGGAAGUGCCAGUCCCCUUUCUUUCGUGUAUACACCAGCCACCAGUAGCGCAGAGGAAGACUGGCGCUUCACACGCACACACACAUAACAUGCGCCAGUUUAAAAAUAUGCAAGAAUAUUUCCCACAGACAUAUUUAUAUAUUGUCGAAUACAAAAACUUCUCGAGCCGGAAUUCCGGCACAGAGUCCGAGAACUUUAAUCCCUGAGUUUAUGAUAAUUUAUCACUCAUAGGGUACAAAUAUUAUUUGCUAUUUAUAAAGAUAAAACAUGACAAUUAACUUUAAUCUUGUUAUUUUCAACAAAGUUUAUUGUUGGAGUUUGUGUUAUUCUAAAUUUUGACACCAAGAUUAAAAAUUUUACAGCAACUGUAUAUCGGUUCCAAAUAUCGGUCAUCGGUCUAAUUAAUUGCUAAUAAUUGGGAUUGGCCAGGAAAAAAACAUAUUGGUCGAUCUCUAAUUAUAUUAUCAAUGCCUUUAUCAUCAUAUAUUAUGCGUUACUUUUAAAUGUUUGCUGUCAUUACAGACAAUUUAGAACAGGUAUUACAAAGUUAUGGUGUUUGCUGGGGUACCUAUCCUGCUCAUCUUUAAAAUGUUUUAUUGUUGCAAUGCAAAUUUUACAAUGUUAUCUUGAUUCAUUUUCUGUAACACCAAUUUCACCAAGCUCUUCUGCAUCCCUGACUUGAUAAAAGAGCUGUAUUAUAGUUAAGUAAUCCAAAUAAAUGAAAACUCUGUGCACAUGCAUUAGCAUUUACAAUAAUAAACAGUAACCUCAUGUAAA
Molecule: messenger RNA, 4278 nt
Organism: Micropterus salmoides (largemouth bass)
Lineage: Eukaryota; Metazoa; Chordata; Actinopteri; Centrarchiformes; Centrarchidae
Exons: 7
Coding region: 246-2612 (788 amino acids)
Biological process (GO): lipid transport; lipoprotein metabolic process
Cellular component (GO): membrane; extracellular region
Molecular function (GO): lipid binding
Source: RefSeq, a predicted model, not a curated record